UUUUUAAAUAACUAAAAAAAACAUUUUUAAACAUAAAAAAACAUGUUUUAAACAGGCAAAAUAAUUUGGUAUCUCUGAGCAAACAACACGAAAUCUAAAAUCAUUAAGACGUCAAGACUACUUUUAAAAAUGUAUUUGAAUAAAGACUUCUUUUAGAUGACUAAAGACGUCUUAUGAUCCAAUUAGACUUCAUAUUAUCUGAUGCUGUUACCGCAAACUUCCUUUGCAUCGGUUUUAAUUCAACAUUACUGUUGCCAUAUCUUGAUAGUAUAAAAACGGAAACAGUGCAAAACGUUUCUACACAAAUUUAAUGUUGUAUUACUUCAUUAUUAAGCCGUGCAGUAUGAAAUGCGGUCUCCGCAUACACGAGUGUGAUUCGUACAUACGUGUUUUUGUGUUCGCGUACAUUUGUAAACGUCUUAUUAAACAAAACUGUUUCAUUAGAUUCAAAUUGGCAAUAAAAUUUUUUAAAUUAAAAAGUUACUAAACUGAAUCUAUACUAAUUAAUUAUAUACAAUAAUUACGUAUGAUCUGUUUUGUAAUCCAUCUAUUUUUAUUUUAAUAAUCAUUAAUUUUACAAAUAUUUCAAACUUUGACAAAGAAAAAAAUAAAAAUGGACGUAUUAAUAUUUUUUAUCUUUGUAAGUCAAGUAUUACUUAUUUUCGGAAAAGUAAUUUUAAUGGAGAAUUCAUUAUAUUUAAAUAAUGAGAUGAAACUUAUAUGUGUCUCUGAAAAUGAUGGCAGUGCGCUUGUAUGGAAUCAUGAACUGCGGAAUAGCGAAUAUGAUUAUAACGAGAUUAAUGGAGUUAAAAAAAGUGAGAUAAUGUGUGAGAUGAAUGCAAAUGAAGGUUGCUUGGAGUUAUGGUUUAAACAAGACUGGAAAAUUACAAAUUCCAAAUUAACAUUUAUGGGUCCAGUAUUUGAUCAACGAUGGGAAGAAUUUCAAAAACAGGACUUGCAUUCCAAUUGCACUGACAUUCGUGAAUUACCUAAGCCUAAGUUUAACAAAAUAAUGUUUCCUUUUUCGAUUCGUGAGCUGCACGGCAAUACUUCUAUGUUAUUUUGCAAAAGAUUGGAUUUUUAUACUUGCUAUCGGAUCACAUUAAAUAUUGAAGACUAUACACAAUCUAAAAUUCAAAAAUGUGUAAUACAAUACUCCGGAAUCAAUAAAUCUAAGGAUUAUCCUGAGAAAGAUUCAAACUGUUUUAAUCCAGAAUCAGACAAUUACUUAGACAUCAUACAUGGCGAAUAUAAAUGGCAAACGUUUGUUAUUACAUGGAACGUGGUCAUGGGAAAAGUAAUUCUUUUUGAUACUGAUAAAAUUAUUUUGACAUAUACAGACGAGGAAAGGCAUUUACAAUCAGACAAUAAUUAUUAUUUGAUUACUCAUGGAAUGAGAUUGCGAUUUCAUAUAUAUGACUUUUUGCAUACAACUGUUGAGAAUGCAACUUUAAUAAGUCCAGUUUUUCAAGUUUAUGAUGAAGUGAUAUGUGUACAACUAUUAGUUGGCCUUUGCAUUGAAUGCGAUGCACAAAUAAUGUUGCGUGAUUCCACGAACGAUGCAGUAUUAGCAAUGGAAAUAGUAAAAGGCUCAACAAGAAAAACGGAUCAUGGAUUACCUAUGUGGCAAUCUGUCAUUAUCAAGAAUAAUUCGAUCAACUAUAGUAAUUAUAGGGUGAUCAUCCAAUUAAUUCCUAAACUCAGUAAUCGUAACUUCAAUCCGCUAUGGGCGAUAGCAAAUGUUCGCCAGUGUCCUCUAAAUGAAACUUUGAGGAAAAAUCUUCUAAGUAUUAAAAAUCGUUCAACUACAAACAAUUACGAACUUCUCAAGCUAAACAUAACGUGUCAAAAAUUAUUUUAUAAUGAACAUGCUGUUGUGAAUACUAUGUCAAGCGACAAAUCAAAUGUAAAUCUUGAUGCGUCAAACUGUCCUCUAGGAAGAAUGGGACCAAAGUGUUUAGUUUCCUGUGAAAAUGAUCUGAGUAAUAACUUUAAUUGCAGAGGAAUUCGAAUUUGUUACGAAGAUGGUUGUACAUGUGUAGCAGGUUUUUCAGGAAAAUCGUGUUGGGAAUCUUGUAAUUCAAAUACAUACAGUUAUAAUUGCAAGAAAACAUGUGGCUCAUGUCUGUAUAACGAAACAUUAACUGGCAAUCGGUGUGAUAUAAGAACUGGGAAUUGCCAUAACGGAUGUAAUAAUACUAAUACAGAAUUUUACAUUCCACCUUUAUGUCAAACAAGUAUCGAGAAGCCAAAUGCACCUACACUCAUCUCAAUAAACGAAACAACUAUUUGGGCCAACGUUUCUGUAACAUGGAAAGGCGAAUACGAAGAAAUAUCGAUUCUUUACUCUUUUGUCAUUCAAGUAACUCACAUACACACACACAUUUAAAAUAUAAUGUUUAUAAUAUUAUUUAAAGUUAUAAUAAGAAUUAUUGUUAUUAUUUAUUUAAAGUCGAAAUUAAUUAGAUAAAGAAAAGUUAAGACAGAUUAAAAAUCGAAAUUGAUUAAAAUGUAAAACAAAAAAUAAUUUAGGAAUUUAGGACUGACAAAAAUGUCAAAUAUAACAUUGUCAAGCCUGUGCCAGUCACAGCGAUUCUUUAUAUUCGUAUUCAUAAAGUUGCGUUUAGCGAAAAAAGCAACUUUGCUACUAUUAUAAAAUUCAUUAAUAUGAUUGGUUUUUGCCCUUAGUUCUUACCGGCUUUGAAAGUAUAAACUAAUCAUGUUAAAAAAUUUUACAGCAAUCACAAAGCUGCUUUUCCUGCUUAUUGCAACCAUAGUCUUUCGUUGAAAAACAAGGGUUUCUUGUCUCUGUUCAGGCCCGAAUUGUGCAGAUGAAAGCUUAUCGAGAAAAGCUCGAUAGGCUUUAAAUAAGGAUGCUUGGGACGAUAUAAGCUUAAGAACGAUCAGUCAUUUGCAGGUCGGCGAAAAGCACAAAUGGGAAUCGGAUAUGUUUGGCCACAAACUUGGCAAAAUUCUACAUUUUUUAGAAAAAGUUUGGGUCAGUGCUAGAAACCGAUAUUUUCCGGCAAAAACUAAUCUUCUUUUUUAUGAGAAACGAUAGAGUAGAAAAUCGAUAUUUUUAAAAAUAUUUUUCAUUUAUGUUAAUUUUUUUACUUUUCAGUUUUACUGCAUUACUAAGAAUACAGUA
Molecule: messenger RNA, 3148 nt
Organism: Solenopsis invicta (red fire ant)
Lineage: Eukaryota; Metazoa; Arthropoda; Insecta; Hymenoptera; Formicidae
Exons: 9
Coding region: 614-2389 (591 amino acids)
Source: RefSeq, a predicted model, not a curated record